GUUGAAGCGUGGGGCUCCGCAGAGGAGCGUCGAGCUAUGAAGAGAAGAUGGUUAGCGUCGGGUGUUUUGGUGACGUUCACAGUGUUCAUGCUUUAUCUAAGCUCGCGGGUUGUAAGAAAUAGGGUGGCGACGGUAAGGUUGGCCGGCGAGAAGGAUAAAAACCCAAGAUCGAACCGAGAUCUGAAGAAAAUUCUCUACUGGAACUCGUUCUUCGGGUAUGAAGACUACGCAUUCGGGUUCGGCAGGGCACCGUUCGUGAAGAACAAUUGCCCCGUCGACAACUGCCUCGUCACCAACCGCCGAGACGUAGGCCCGAAUCUCGAGGACUUCGACGCCAUAAUCUUCCACGCGUGGCAGCUGGGGUGGAUCACCAAAAGGGCUUUGUCCGCCAGAAGGCGCCCUCACCAGAGGUACGUGUUCUUCCUGCUAGAGUCUCCCAGCAUACAUCGCUCGAGGCUGGACCACCUGACCGAUUUCUUCAACUGGACCAUGACCUACCGCCGGGACUCGGACAUCUACAGGCCGUACAGUCUGUUCGUGCCGGUGAACGAAUCGCGCUCCUACCUGGACCUCGACCAGAUGCGACAUCCCGUUUGGGCGGACCCUGUGAACGCGACUCCCGUGGAAGUUCCCUCGGGGAAGACGAGACUGGUGGCUUGGUUCGUGUCCAACUGCCGCACGCCGGGCAAGCGGGAGCUGUACGUCCAAGAGCUCAGCAAGCACGUGCAGGUCGACGUCUACGGCAAGUGCGGGUCGCCGGAGUGUCCCUGGCACAAGAGAGGAGAGUGCUUGCGCAGGUACAAGUUCUACCUGUCGUUCGAGAACUCGCUGUGCCGCGACUACGCGACGGAGAAGCUCUUCUCCGUGAUGCGGCACGACGUGGUGCCCGUCGUGUACGGCGGCGCCGACUACCGGGAGGUCGCCCCUCCGGGUUCGUACGUCGACACCAAGGACUUCGCGAACCCCGAGCGUCUGGCGGAGCACCUCAAGUACCUGGACGCCAACCCGCGCGAGUACGCCAAGUACCUGAGCUGGAAGCGCUCGUACGCCGUCAGGGACGACGUAAUGGCUCUCGCCAUGUGCAAGCUGUGCGCGAUGCUCAACGACCCGUCGCUGCCGCCGAAGAGCUACGGCGACAUACACCAGUGGUACGGUGGCCCGCCCGUUUGCCGGUAUCCGGUGUCCAAAUGGAGUAGGUAUCGGAGAAGGUAACACAACAAGCUGAACAGCGAAAGCACCAGUUUAGUUCCUUGGAUUCAGGUAUUAGUUAAAAUUGGUUCUUAUUUAUAACCAAAGACCAAACCUGAUCGUCUUGGCUGCAAGGAAACAAAUACUUAUGAACGGCAAUAACUGUAUUAUAAAGUGCAAUCUUACUAAAAUAAAAUAUUUUAUUAAUUGUUAGCGUAAACAAAUAAUUUGAUUGUAUGUAGGUACUUUUGUGGUUUUGCAUUUAAUUUAAUUUUUUAACUUCUAAUAUAUUUUUUGUUGAAUCUGUUAUAAAGUAUAAAUUAUUUUUCGUGGUUAAACAUUUACAGAUUUUGUGACGUUAAAAGUAAAUAUUCUGUUA
This is a messenger RNA of Bacillus rossius redtenbacheri, 1567 nucleotides long. Its product is annotated as alpha-(1,3)-fucosyltransferase C-like. The transcript has a single exon. Gene Ontology annotation, cellular component: membrane. Lineage: Eukaryota; Metazoa; Arthropoda; Insecta; Phasmatodea; Bacillidae. Gene Ontology annotation, molecular function: fucosyltransferase activity. The record is from RefSeq and is a predicted model, not a curated record. Bases 37 to 1212 code for a protein of 391 amino acids.